Molecule: messenger RNA, 942 nt
Organism: Propithecus coquereli (Coquerel's sifaka)
Lineage: Eukaryota; Metazoa; Chordata; Mammalia; Primates; Indriidae
Product: olfactory receptor 2Z1
Exons: 1
Coding region: 1-942 (313 amino acids)
Biological process (GO): G protein-coupled receptor signaling pathway
Cellular component (GO): membrane
Molecular function (GO): olfactory receptor activity; G protein-coupled receptor activity
Source: RefSeq, a predicted model, not a curated record
AUGGGGGAUGGGAACCAAUCCAUGGCCACGGAUUUCAUUCUCCUGGGCCUGUUCGCUCGUUCGGGGUCCCAUCAGCUUCUCUUCUCCCUGGUGGCUGCCGUGUUUGCCAUGGGCGUCCUGGGCAACGCUGUUCUGCUCUUGUUGAUCCGCGUGGACUCCCGGCUCCACACUCCCAUGUACUUCCUGCUCAGCCAGCUCUCUGUGUUUGACAUUGGCUUCCCCCUGGUCACCAUCCCCAAGAUGGCGUCGGACUUUCUCCAGGGAGAAGGUUCCAUCUCUUUUGGGGGUUGUGCAGCUCAAAUAUUCUUCUUGACACUUAUUGGGGUAGCUGAGGGCGUCCUCCUGGCCCUCAUGUCGUACGACCGUUAUGUGGCUGUGUGCCACCCCCUGCAGUAUCCUGUGCUCAUGAGACCCCAGGUGUGUCAGCUCAUGGCGGGCUCCUCCUGGCUGGCAGGUGUGCUCAACGCCUCCAUCCAGACACCCAUCACCCUGCACUUUCCCUACUGCGCCUCCCGCACGGUGGACCACUUCUUCUGCGAGGUGCCAGCCCUGCUGAAGCUCGCCUGUGCCGAUACCUCUGCCUACGAGCUGGUGCUGUCCACCUCGGGGGUGCUGAUUCUCCUGUUCCCGCUCGGCCUCAUCGCCACGUCCUAUGGCCACGUGUUGGGGGCCGUUCUACGCAUGCACUCAGAGGAGGCCCGAAACAAGGCCUUGGCCACCUGCUCCUCGCACAUCACCGUAGUGGGACUCUUCUAUGGUGCAGCUGUGUUCAUGUACAUGGUUCCUGGUGCCUACCACAGCCCCCAGCAGGACAACGUGAUCUCCCUCUUCUACAGCCUGGUCACUCCAUCCCUCAACCCCCUUAUCUACAGCCUGAGGAACCGGGAGGUGCGGAUGGCUUUGAUCAAAGCGCUCAGCAGAGCUGGGCUCAGGAGAAAGUGA